AGGGAGCCGUUAUCUUUGGUCACCAUUUUGUAGUAGCAUCGUUCUGCUGCUAUGGUGCCGAUCCAUACUAUGCACCCUCAGGUGAGUCAGACUGUCUCUUCUCUGACUAUACAAACCCUCUGCUAAUGAAUCAGACUGUACCUAAUACAGUGGGCUCAUAAUGUCUGAGCGAGUCAGCGUUUCUAUUCCUCCAGCCUGCUGAGGGGACACCUCAACAAAGUGACCAUCCGACCAAGAUGCUAAUCGUGCUAGACAGUGAGGACAGUGAGGAAGGUAUAGUACCCCUCUCUAGCAAUAAUGGAGUCAUUAUUUCAUUGUUGCUUUGAGAGGAUAUUGUUUAGUACCUGAGUGUGUGCAAUUAUCAGAUAAUACUUUUAGUAAAAAAGGAUGGAAAUAAGUUUUUUUGUAAAAAUGUGACAUGAUAUGAAUGAUAGUUUGAGCAUCUAUAUAUCUAUUGGGAACCGUCCAAACAAAGUGUGGCCUAAUGUAGCAUCAUUGUGAAGCACAAGGCUCUGAUCUGACGUGAAGAAUAACUUGACACGUUGAUGUCUUUCAUUCAUAGAGUCCAGUGAAGAGCAGCAGCCAGUUACGCCAUGGAAUGAUCUGUGUAUUAUAGACCGCGUAGGCCUCAACAGGUGAGGUUUUAUCCUCUGUGUGACUGAUGAUAACCAUCACGAUAUUGGUAAUGAUCAAAAACUGAUCGUCUCAUCCCUAAACCAGACUGAUUGUUAGAGUGCCUGCCAUUGCCCCAGAUAUGUAUUUGGUAAUGUAUUUGGUUCUUCAUGUUCAAGUUAUCUUUAUUGUCCCAAUUGGGAAAUUUGUUGUGCAGUCAGGGUUCAACAAUAAAAAACAACAACAUUAAAAACAGUGACGGCCUCCCGAGUGGUGCAGCGGUCUAAGGCACUGCAUCGCAGUGCUUGAGGCGUCACUACAGACCCGGGUUUGAUCCCAGGCUGUAUCACAGAUAGCCGUGACCGGGCGUCUGCAAGCUGACCUCGGUCGCCAGCUGGAUGGUGUUUCCUCCAACACAUUGGUGCGGCUGGCUUCCGGGUUAAGUGAGCAGUGUGUCAAGAAGCAGUGCGGCUUGGCAGGGUCGUGUUUCGGAGGACGCAUGGCUCCUGACCUUCGCCUCUCCCGAAUCUGUACGGGAGUUGCAGCGAUGGGACAAGACUGUAACUACCAAUUGGAUAUCAUGAAAUUGGGGAGAAAAAGGGGUAAAAGUAAAAUAAAAUUAAGUGACAACCGAUAUACUGUACACAUAACAAGAAACAAUGAGACUGAUCAAAAGGAGCAAUCAUUGUGCAAAAGUGCAGCAAUAAAUAGACAUUUCAUGUGCAGAUUCAGAAAGUUUUUAGCCUGUGGGAUAAAAUAGUUAUUGUAUCUGUUGCUAUGUCUGUCCCUCCCUCCCAUCACAGUGCUAAGAUGUCAGAGGAACAAGUGGAGGUGAGGCAAUCCGUCAGUAGUCCUCAUUAACAUGAUGCAUUGCGAUCAUAGUACACACAAUACCCAUACAAGGUGUAUCCCUCUCUGAUUCUCCCAACCCCCCUUAUUUUACGUUUUACUAAUUUAGCAGACGCUCUUAUCCAAAGCGACUUACAGUUAGUGAGUGCAUACAUUUUUCAUACUGGCCCCCCGUGGGAAUUGAACCCACCACCCUGGCGUUGCAAGCGCCAUGCUCUACCAACUGAGCUACAGGAGGCUACUUAUGAUGUUGUAUGAAAGCCUGUGACACCUUACUUUCCAAUUAAGGAUCAAUACAGUUCUAUUCUAAUGUAUUAUAUUAUUUUCUAUUCUACUCUAUUGUAUUGUAUUCUAUUCUACUAUAUUCUAUUCUAUUCUGUUCUAUUCCAUUCUGUUCUAUUAUAUCCAGAAUGCAUUCUCCCAGAUUGCGCUGGCCUUUCGUAGUGACCAGUACACCCUGAAGCAGAGGCUGCAGGCAGAGGAGCAUGCUAGGAACCUGGCUGAGGAGAACAUCCAGCUGGAGCUGAUGAGAGGCCGGGAGACACUGGAGGUAUUGGAGGAGGAGGGUGGAUGGGGUCACUGCAAUGAAGGAAGAUAAGUAUUGGACCAAGUAUUGGACCUCUCUAGCUUGUUUCCACUCAACAAUCUCUGAGACCCUUAAUCAUUAUGAAAUAAAUUAUGUUUGAGCCAGAGCGAAAGUGUGAGUUAGUACCUAUGAGUUAGUACCUUGUUUUUUCUAAUGAAAAUGAUGACAAGCUUCAGCAGCACUGUGUCCCUGACAUUGAGACCAACAUUUUUUUGGGGGGGGGGAAUAUAAGGCUUACAGCAUACAAGGUGUGUAUUGUAUAUGAGGGUUUUUGUAGCAUAGCUUUGACCUGUCUCACUGUGUUGUCAGACUCUAAAGGCUCUGUGUCUGGACAGUAAGCGCAGUAAGAUCCUCCAGAGACUAGAGCUGUGUCUGGAUAUACUGAGAGGAACAGUGGAGAGAAUCUCCAACACAGCAGAGGUGCUGGGAGCGGUACACCAGGUAGUCUCCCUCACACAGACAUUACUAGGCUAUCUAGCUCAAGACUUUGAUUAUGGAUUGCAAGAUUGCAUCAGCUACACAUUACACCCCAGUGACUGAAUGAAUGGGGGGGCACAAUCAUCACACUUGUCACUGACACUUUGAGACUAGAGUAGAAUGAAGCUGCUAUUCUUUGUAAUUUGUAAUUGAUUACGUGUUUAUAUGCUCGAUCUACACAUACCGUAUACAUACUCAAUGUAGGUGUACUCUGUAUGGUAGGAGGCUCGUGUGAGUCGAGCGGUGGAGCUGAUGGUGAGCCACGUUGACAACCUGAAGAGGCGGCAUGAGAGAGACAUCACAGAGCUGGACGAGACCAAGAAACUCAACGGGAAAAGCUCCCACAGGAACUACAGCGACCCUAGAGGUAAGUACCACUAGUGUAACUGUCUGGGUUCAAACCCGGAUGUCCCGCACACCACAAGACUGUGUUAGCCCGCUGAGCUAAAGCCUAGACUUCAGGUCUAGGUCGUUGGUGAGGUUACUCAUAAAGUAAGCAUGGUUUACUGAACCAUCGUAGGUCUACCUGAAUAUGGCUCGGUACGUGAUAGGCACAGAUGCUGUUAUCUGACUGGUGUAUCUCUCGCUGCAGUUGAAGGAGAGUUCGGGCAGAAGGCCAAUAAGACCUCUCAGCAGGUAGGAGCACUUCCCUGUCUUCAUGCAGAGGAUAUUCACUAUGUAAAACAUCGUAUCAUAUUUGUUUUAUCUUGUUUUAACCCUCAAUCACUUUCCUGUCUCUCUUCCUUCCUCUCGUUCUUCUAGUGGCACAUUGGUGCAAGUCGUCAAAGGGUCAGCAUAGCAGUGAUCACCAAACAAGCCCAGGUCUGAGCAGUUCAAGUCCUUCCUCUCCAAAGACACGCACGCACCUACGCACACCAACUAUCUGCCUAUUCUUUUGCCUCAGGAAAAGAGAAAAUGGGAAAGAGGGCUGCAGAAGUCAUUCUCAAUAGAUCAUGAGAUAGGUAAGAAGUCCCUUUCAAGCCCAUCUCCAUCAAUGGACUCCAUCACAGAGUCCAUCCCUUCAGUCAUGGUCAAGACAGAAGAGAUGGAUGUUCCCUUACUGGAUGGCAGGUAACGUAGGUGUAAAGGACGUCACGCUGCUUGCUUAGCGAGUACCACUUCCUCCCGAUUAGGCCCAUACCUGGCGCGAACUCGGGACCUCUGCCUCACAAACACACAUGAACGUUCUCCCUCAAGCGUUUUAGCCGAUCGUGCCACCUCAAAAGCUAGCUAAUGAGGUGACGCAAGCGGGACACUUAAGGCUGAGGAGUAAGUUUCACACAUCCCCAUGUGCCACAUAUGCAUAUACAGUAUCUACAGUACAUGCAAGGGGUAAAGGAAAUGAUAAUUUAAUUCAAUUCUCUCUCCCUGUAAUUUCCAUUGAAUUCAAUUCAAAUUCCAGUUCAGUCUUUGAAUUCAGAGAAUUCAAUUCCAAUGUUAGGUCAAAUCCAAGAAUUAAAUUCCCAAUUUAAUAUUAUCCCCAAUAAUUCCACAUUUUCAAAUGUAAUUCCCUCAGGCUUUCAGGCUGACUAAGUCACUGUUCAGACAGCCUAGCUAUACUGGAAAUAUAGAAAUACAAGUUGAAAUGAUUUAAAACAAAUACUGCAGUCAAUGUUUGAUGCGUUAAUUCCAUUACCUGGGAAAUGUUAAAAUACUAAAUUCCAAUGAUUAAAUGUUUUACAAUUCAAUUCCAUAACUUGAAGAUUGUUGAAAUUCUAAUUGAAUUUAACAAAUUCUCCACUUCAUGAGUGAAUUCAAGAAUUUAAUUGGAAUUUCAAAUUAAAUUGGAAUUGACCCCAACCAAACCUUUUUGCUGAUUCAAGACCACCUGAAGCUCCUGAUGAUAACAAACCAGAAGUCGCUGCUGCUGUCCAGUCACCACCGGAACCAGACCCAUCUCCAGUCUAUACAGCACCCUGUCCCACUCCCACACACAAGCCAUACGAUGUGGACAUCAAGAAAAACAGCAUGAGGUACAGUAUAGAAUUUACACAUACAGUGGGGAAAAAAAGUAUUUAGUCAGCCACCAAUUGUGCAAGUUCUCCCACUUAAAAAGAGGAGAGAGGCCUGUAAUUUUCAUCAUAGGUACACGUCAACUAUGACAGACAAAAAAAAAAAAUCCAGAAAAUCACAUUGUAGGAUUUUUUAUGAAUUUAUUUGCAAAUUAUGGUGGAAAAUAAGUAUUUGGUCAAUAACAAAAGUUUCUCAAUACUUUGUUAUAUACCCUUUGUUGGCAAUGACACAGGUCAAACGUUUUCUGUAAGUCUUCACAAGGUUUUCACACACUGUUGCUGGUAUUUUGGCCCAUUCCUCCAUGCAGAUCUCCUCUAGAGCAGUGAUGUUUUGGGGCUGUCGCUGGGCAACACGGACUUUCAACUCCCUCCAAAGAUUUUCUAUGGGGUUGAGAUCUGGAGACUGUCUAGGCCACUCCAGGACCUUGAAAUGCUUCUUACGAAGCCACUCCUUCGUUGCCCGGGCGGUGUGUUUGGGAUCAUUGUCAUGCUGAAAGACCCAGCCACGUUUCAUCUUCAAUGCCCUUGCUGAUGGAAGGAGGUUUUCACUCAAAAUCUCACGAUACAUGGCCCCAUUCAUUCUUUCCUUUACACGGAUCAGUUGUCCUGGUCCCUUUGCAGAAAAACAGCCCCAAAGCAUGAUGUUUCCACCCCCAUGCUUCACAGUAGGUAUGGUGUUCUUUGGAUGCAACUCAGCAUUCUUUGUCCUCCAAACACGACGAGUUGAGUUUUUACCAAAAAGUUAUAUUUUGGUUUCAUCUGACCAUAUGACAUUCUCCCAAUCCUCUUCUGGAUCAUCCAAAUGCACUCUAGCAAACUUCAGACGGGCCUGGACAUGUACUGGCUUAAGCAGGGGGACACGUCUGGCACUGCAGGAUUUGAGUCCCUGGCGGCUGAUGGUAGGCUUUGUUACUGAUGGUAGGCUUUGUUACUUUGGUCCCAGCUCUCUGCAGGUCAUUCACUAGGUCCCCCCGUGUGGUUCUGGGAUUUUUGCUCACCGUUCUUGUGAUCAUUUUGACCCCACGGGGUGAGAUCUUGCGUGGAGCCCCAGAUCGAGGGAGAUUAUCAGUGGUCUUGUAUGUCUUCCAUUUCCUAAUAAUUGCUCCCACAGUUGAUUUCUUCAAACCAAGCUGCUUACCUAUUGCAGAUUCAGUCUUCCCAGCCUGGUGCAGGUCUACAAUUUUGUUUCUGGUGUCCUUUGACAGCUCCUUGGUCUUGGCCAUAGUGGAGUUUGGAGUGUGACUGUUUGAGGUUGUGGACAGGUGUCUUUUAUACUGAUAACAAGUUCAAACAGGUGCCAUUAAUACAGGUAACGAGUGGAGGACAGAGGAGCCUCUUAAAGAAGAAGUUACAGGUCUGUGAGAGCCAGAAAUCUUGCUUGUUUGUAGGUGACCAAAUACUUAUUUUCCACCAUAAUUUGCAAAUAAAUUAAAAAAAAUCCUACAAUGUGAUUUUCUGGAUUUUCUUUUCUGAAUUUGUCUGUCAUAGUGGACGUGUACCUAUGAUGAAAAUUACAGGCCUCUCUCAUCUUUUUAAGUGGGAGAACUUGCACAAUUGGUGGCUGACUAAGUACUUUUUUUCCCCACUGUAAAUAACCUUUCCUGUAUCCGAUACUACGACACCUUUUUUAUAUGCAAGGGGAGGUCCUCAGGACUAAAUUAUACUGAACAAAAAUAUAAACGCAACAUGUAAAGUAUUGGAACCAUGUUUCAUGAGCUGAAAUAAAAGAUCCCAGAAAUGUUCCAUAAGAACACAUUUGUUUACAUCCAUGUUAGUCAGCAUUUCUUCUUUGCCAAGAUAAUCCAUCCACCUGACAGGAGUGGCAUAUCAAGAAGCUUGAUAUGAUUAAACAGCAUGAUUAUUACACAGGUGCACCUUGUGCCGGGGACAAUAAAAGCCCACUAAAAUGUGCAGUUUUGUCACAACACAAUUCCACAGAUGUCUCAAGUUUUGAGGGAGCGUGCAAUUGGCAUGCUGAUUGCAGGAAUGUCCACCAAAGCUGUUGCCAGAUAAUUGACUGUUCAUUUCUCUACCAUAAGCCGCCUCCAUUAUUGUUUUAGAGAAUUUGGCAGUACGUCCAACUGGCCUCACAACCGCAGACCACGUGUAUGGCGUCGUGUGGGCGAUCGGUUUGCUGAUGUCAACGUUGUGAACAGAGUGCCCCAUGGUGGUGGUGGGGUUUGGUAUGGAUAGACAUAAGCUACGGACAACAAACACAAUUGCAUUUUAUCGAUGGCAAUUUGAAUGCACAGAUACCGUGACGAGGCCCAUUGUCAUGCCAUUCAUCCGCAUCCAUCACCUCAUGUUUCAACAUGGUCAAUGCACGGCCCCAUGUCGCAAGGAUCUGUACACAAUUCCUGGAAGCUGAAAAUGUCCUAGUUCUUCCAUGAUCUGCAUACUCACCAGACAUGUCAGCCAUUGAGCAUGUUUGGGAUGCUCUGGAUCAACGUAUACGACAGCUUGUUCAAGUUCCCGCCAAUAUCCAGCAACUUCGCACAGCCAUUGAAGAGGAGUGGGACAACAUUCCACAGGCCACAAUCAACAGCCUGAUCAACUCAAUGCGAAGGAGAUGUGUCGCGCUGCAUGAGGGAAAUGGUGGUCACACCAGAUACUGACUGGUUUUCCGAUCCAUGCCCCUACUUUAAAAAAAAAGGUAUCUGUGAUGAACAGCUGCAUAUCCCCGUCAUGUGAUAUCCAUAGAUUAGGGCCUAAUGAAUUUAUUUAAAUUUACUUUUUCCCCCUUAUAUGAACUAUAACUCAGUAAAGUCUUUGAAAUUGUUGCAUAAUACACAGGUUCUUUGCAUCAGGGAGCAUGGGAAUAAAUAGGUAUAAUACAAAAAUAGAUUUUAUUUCACAAUAGGACUAGUAGAAAGCUUAGGCCUCAAUCACACCUACUGCGUCAUUGCAUUUUGGUACACCAGAAGUACAUUCAUGCGUCAAACUAUGCUUUGACGGCUUGACAGAAAUGGUAGCAGAAGGUGCAUGUUGAACUUUUGUUGCACACAUAUCCAGAUGAUGCUGCGUAACAUUUAGCGCAAUGAAGCUUUAGUUGUGAUCAAGGCGUUAGAUUUGGACAAUAUCUUCAGCGCCUAGCGCUUCGGCACGGUGUCUGCUGACAAAAAAUCAUCAUAGUUAUCACAAUAAUCAUUGUCAUUGAUUAUUCAAUAAUCACGUCUAAGUAUCAUAAUACAUUUACGUUCUGAUUAUCUGGCCAACACAAUAAAUUCAUACCAAUUCAAUAUCGAGGAAGGCGCUCAAGGGAGAAGGAGAACAGCUACCAGUGAAGAGGGGCACACCUUGCCAUAGACGCUUACAAUUUGGGUCACAGUAGAAUUAGGAUUACACCAGCCUGUACAAUCGUAAGGGGAUCCCCCGAAACAAAGGGUAAAGCACAGCUUUUAUACCUGGGCAUGGCAGCCACGCCAUUAAUUGACAAUUGCCUACACCUGGCACUGAGAGAGGCAGCGUUUUAACACAUUCACAGUUCGACCCUGUUACACACAUGUUCAGAGGUACAAUAAUAACACAACAAGGAAUUGGCUAAACAAGGGCCUUGUUGUAUUCUAACAUGGCAUGUGUGUCUGUGAAAGUUCACCUUUGGAUACUCUAAUAAGGCACAGACAUAAAGGCAAGGCCAGGACGGAGAGGACGGAGAGGAGGAAAGAGAACAGAGAGAAAACAAGGAUGACGCAUGCCGACCAAUGCACCGCUGGAACGUAAGUCGCUUAUAAUGUGAUAGCUAUACUUUGACUUUCUCUGAUGUCACUACUAUGGAAGUAUAUUGCAGUUCAACAUUUGUUCGCAGCCAUAUCAGUGAGACCCAGCUUCUCUCUUUAGGUGUGGCGCUAUGUGCAGAGAUCGCCCCCUGGCCCACUGGAUGUGGCACUGCCACUGGGUUGUCUUCAGUGUGUAUCUGGUAGUGCUCUGCUGUGUGGUUCUACUGAUUAUCCUCUUCUGGCUUGGUCCUGAACGUCUGCUGUGA
Molecule: messenger RNA, 8518 nt
Organism: Coregonus sp. 'balchen'
Lineage: Eukaryota; Metazoa; Chordata; Actinopteri; Salmoniformes; Salmonidae
Source: the annotation of a GenBank genome assembly